GCGAUCAUCGUUUUAUUGAUAAUAAUAUGAAUCUUCAGGGAACUAUUGUUGUAUUUCUUUUUUCCCAAUCACAAUGGGGACUUCUAUAUAUUGUUGGAUCAACUUCAAUUAUAAGAAAUCCACUUACAAUGCUUGUAGCUGGUGUCAUAUUCAUUCCUGGCUUAGCAAUACUUUUACGCAAGCUUCUACCGUCAGUUUAUGAAGACAAUCUGGGAACACAUAAGAGGAACUGGUUCUUUUAUAUGUGCUGUCUUUUUUCUUGGUCAUAUGUUGCAGACCUUGUGUUAUGUCUGGAAAAUCUUGGAUACAUCGACGGAUACAUGGAUUGGUAUUUGCAAAGUGGGGAACCCUAUCUAAACACUUCAUUUGGAAUUUAUAUCAAUAUGUGGAAUGCAGUUGUUCACUACUUACUAUAUCUUACUAUUAUUUACAAAUACGACAACAAACAGGACUACAGAAGUUAUGGCAUUUACUGUAUGGGUUCGAUAAUUGCAGGAUUGUUUGUUGCCACUACUGGAAUGAUUGUAGGAAGUUAUGGGAAUGAUAUUCAUCCUGCUUUUUUCCUCAACAUUCCUUACAUAAUAUUGCCAUUCUGUGCUCUUGUAUACUUAUUAAGAUUACCUCAACACGAAAAUUCAACUGUACAAGAAUACCCUCUUACUGAAUUGAGAUCAGAAUCGAUGGGAGCAUUCGACAUCUUUGUAAUUGGAGUUUUGAUUGCAUCAAAUAUAGUUGGUUUCAUUCGAGGUCUUGCUGCUCUUGGAUCUCCUUUCCCAAUGAUUGUUUAUUACGUUAAGGAAUAUGAACCUUAUCUGUUAGAUCUGACUAAGUUUGGAGCAUUGCAUUGUCUUUUCAAUUUUGUUUACUGCUUACCAGCUCAGGUGAUGCUGAUUUAUGCAUUAGUUAAAGGAGGAGGAAAAUGGGCAGAGGAUUUGUCAACAGCUUUAUCUGGUGCAAUGGCACAGGGUGUAUUUUGUUAUGUAAUGGCCGCUACUUCAAGUAGGACUCCGCUGGAAUUUCACAUUGGCAGUAAUGUUGAAUUUUUCAUUGUGUUGAAUGCUUUUAUUGUCCUGAUUCCUCAUUUGGCAAUGUAUCGUCUGAAACAGAACAAAAGUGAUCAUUUGAAAUGCCAAUAAAUUGGAUUGAACGCACAUAAUGUUACAAAUCUUCUUUCAAUGGAUCGCAAUUUGUGAUCUACUCAUUAUUUUUUUUUGUAUUGUGUUUUUCAUGAGUAUUGAUUGGGAAAUUUAAUAUUCACCAGGACUGAGGCUGAUUGAUCAUUUGAACGAUAUGAACGAUAAUUUAUGAAUAACAAAUGCAAGGUUUUAUUUAUUGCUAUAUUUGGUAAGCAUAAAGCCACUGUGAAUUUCAAAAUGGCAAUCAAUUGUGCUCAUUUUGUGAUUUUAGGAAUUAUUUUUGUAGUACAAAGCAUAUUUUCUUUCAUAAAUACAUAUUUUAGGCUUGAUCAUUAGAAUGUGGCGCUCACUUAUUCAUGGAUUAGGCCCCACAGGCCAACUGUCCCUUUGGUCUUUGCGCUUAUGUAUAUUGUGUCAGUUGCACAUCAAAAUACACAUUUAUUUUCAUAUUUACUAUGCAAUUAUGGCAUUUUUUAUUGAAUCUAUUUCAAAGAUAUAGUCGAGAUAUUGUCAAUACUGUAUAUUUCACUGUUCUACAUUAAACUUAACAACCGAUUA
Molecule: messenger RNA, 1694 nt
Organism: Styela clava
Lineage: Eukaryota; Metazoa; Chordata; Ascidiacea; Stolidobranchia; Styelidae
Product: transmembrane 6 superfamily member 1-like
Source: RefSeq, a predicted model, not a curated record